GUCAACCAAUGAGAGUAAAUUUAUCGAUCAAAAUUAGCUUAAGUUGAUGAUCCGUUCCGUUAUCAUCAAUAAAUAACGUGUUUUCUAUGGAUUUCUUUGCAUUUUUAUACCGUACAUUGAUACAAUAUGUUUUUAACUAACUACCUGAAAUGCUGCGUCGUAUACUAGGUAUAAGAAGAUUGUUUAGAAUGCCUGUAACUGAGACUGGGGAUCAAUAUUCUGUUUGGGUGGGCUUAAUUUAUAUAUUUAAUUUGAUUGUUGGCACUGGAGCUCUUACACUACCUGCAGCAUUUGCUAGAGCAGGAUGGGGACUCAGCACAAUAUCUCUUCUCUUUCUUGCAUUCAUGAGCUUUAUGAAUGCAACAUAUGUUAUAGAGACUUUGGCAUGUGCUAAUGCUGUGUUUAAAUGGAAGAGAUUACAAUUCAUUAAAAGGAAUAGUGUCCAAGAUCAUGAAUCGGAUGAAGAGCCGAGUUCUUCACAGCACCAUUAUGGUGAACUGGAGGAUCCUCUUGUAUGCGGUGACUCGAUCCCCUCCAGAUACUAUAGUCUGGAUAAAAGAAUAGAAUUGGGAGAAAUGGCAAACCUAUUUCUCAAUAAAAGUGGACGCACAAUGUUUUACUGCACUUUAUGUGUAUAUUUGUAUGGAGACCUUUCUAUAUAUUCAGCUGCGGUAGCCAAAUCUUUGAUGGAUAUUGUAUGUUCAACAGUGCCAGCUAAUGCAAGCAACACAACGGAUUGGGAUGCGCUGCCGUGUUUCAAUGUGUCGUCCACCGCGCCAGACGCGUACACCCGACUCGACUGCUACCGGGUCGCGUUGUUGACCUUCUUCGCCGUGACUGGACCAUUCAUCUUCUCCAAUGUACAGAAGACGAAGUAUCUCCAGCUGUUUACGUCAGGCAUGAGGUGGCUCGCGUUUGCGAUCAUGAUAUCAAUGGCGAUAUAUCUACUGAUCGGACAUGGACCUCAAGGUAAGCCACCGGCGUUCGAUUUCACAGGAAUGCCGACGCUGUUCGGUGCGUGCGUGUACUCCUUCAUGUGUCACCACUCGCUGCCCGGUCUUAUCAGCCCAAUACGAGGCAAGAACCGUCUCGGACUCCAUCUCGCUCUGGACUACGCCCUCAUCAGCAUCUUCUAUCUCCUUCUAGCUUUUACAGGCGCCUUCGCUUUCGCCAAACUGAGCGAUUUGUACACACUCAAUUUCGUACCAACGGACAAUGAAAAUAUAUUUUUAGAAAUAGUCGAAUAUUUCUUAGCUCUCUUUCCUGUGUUCACGCUGUCCACGAGCUUUCCAAUAAUCGCUAUAACGCUUAGAAAUAAUCUACAAAGUUUCUUUUUGGAUACGACAAGGCUUGAAUCUUAUAAUAUUAUAUUAAGAAAACUAAUAUUUCCUAUUGUAACAGUCGCGCCGCCUCUACUGUUGACCUACUUCUUAGAGGAUAUUGGUGUUCUAAUUAAGUUUACAGGCUCUUACGCGGGAACCGGUAUUCAAUAUCUGAUGCCCACAUUUCUAGUACUUUCUGCGAGACGGCACUGCACAAAUUUAUUAGGUCUAGGAGUUGUUAAUAAAUAUAAAAGCCCUUUUUCGCAUAUAGCCUGGGCUGUGUUUGUACUGCUUUGGUCUUUCAUGUGUAUUAUUUUAGUAUCGGUGAAUAUUUUUGAGAAGAAUUCAUGACGUUGAUCUCAAAGUACCAAAAGCUAUUGCGGCCGUUUGGAAUCGAUUGCAUUGCCGAUAAAUAUUUACAUGGUCUUGAAUUAAGUUCUCUAUAUUACGGUCUUUUUUAAUUAACUGUAAAUCGGUAUUAAAACGUGCGAAAACAAAUUACGACCAAUGACAUGGUUGCGAUGACGUCACCUGUGUUCAGCCAAUCAGAGUGAAAUUAACACGAUCCUUUAAUUACCAAAUAAAAAUCUCGGGCACAGACAAAAAAAGAUUCGAUACAGUAUCUAAAAAAAAGUAAAAAAAAAGUCAAGAUUUAUUUUUUUAUCUUUUGCACUAAGCAUGACAUUCUACAUUUGUUUUUUAUUUUUUUAAUAUGAUAAAGUUGUACAUUGUAAAAACUGCCUUUUUAGUUAAUAUUAUUAUUAGGUGUGCUUAGCAUGUGAUUGUUUAUUAGAAUAUUUUAUAAACUUACAUUUUAAUAAAAUAAUUACGAUAGAUUACGCAUGACAAUAAUUAAUGUUAUUACGAGUAGAUUUCUUACUGUGAGUGUAGACUGCUGUCAUCUUUUUACACAUAUUGUUGUCUCUGUUCUUUUCAAAGAGAAUGAAAGGGAUAAAAAUAUCACCGUAGUAAGCCAUAGUGAAAUAAAAUAAUGUGAAGCUUUGAAUAGACAGUUAUUUUUUAAUAACCAGAAAAAAAUCAGGUACCUACUGGACAGUACGUAUAAUAUCUUAAUUAUGUAGUUAUUAUAUUUUUACUUUACAUCGGAAACACGUAACGCUAUGCUACUUUUUUUCUGGUAAUUACAUAAAAACCAUUUAUAUAUUUUGUUAUCUGUUGAUCAGAUAUACACAUAUGCUAGGUUACUAAUAUUUUAAAGUAAAUAAUACCGCAUGGUAAGCAACCGCAUCCCAAAUAAAUUAUAGUGAUAUAAUUCUUGCCAAUGUACAUUGUCACAUAGAAGUGACAAAUAUAGAAUUUGUUUUUAACCUAGGAAUGUUUGAGAAUUCUUAAAGGUACGUUUACAAAGGCCACGUCGGGAAGCAGAGCAGAUUUUAAUCGCAAAUUACAUUUAAAUAAUGUUUAAUUUAACUAUUACGUCUUUUACUCUUGUUCUUGACAAAAACAUGCAAAGUUAAAUCAAACCUUAUUUCAAUAUUAUAAAGAUCAAUUUUGUUUGCUACAAAAAUUUACUCGAGUUUUCGCUCCAGUCAGUCUACAAGAAUCAUAUUGCAUUUGUUAUCUUACAGUGCAUAAGGUAAAUGUACUUGGAUAGUGUAAUUUGAAA
This is a messenger RNA of Papilio xuthus (Asian swallowtail), 2949 nucleotides long. RefSeq names its product transmembrane protein 104. The coding region runs from base 150 to 1673 and encodes 507 amino acids. The transcript is spliced from 5 exons. Lineage: Eukaryota; Metazoa; Arthropoda; Insecta; Lepidoptera; Papilionidae. The record is from RefSeq and is a predicted model, not a curated record.